AAUAUUCCCCACACCAAUAGACGCCACGCUCGUGGGUGUGAAUCAGAUUUCUGCAGUCUCUUCAUCGUGGUUGUGGGUGGUUGUGGAGUUUGGCCGCUCUACAUAAUCUGAAGCAAAUAGAGAAUGUGAUGUGACAUUUAUUCUCCUGCGAGAUCAUCGUUGUGCUAUUUGCCUGCGUUAAUGCUACAGUGAAAGAGGGAGAGUGGGCGGAUCAUUACGCGUCUCGUCGACAGGUCGAUGAUCAACAAGCGCGCGUCCCGCAUAAGUUCGAAGGGCGACGGUGAAGGGCCAAGAUGCUGAGAUUCCUGUCGCGGCGAAGGGCUCGCAGUGUCGGCGGCCAGACCACUUCGUCGCAGAUUAAAAAUCAGAGAUUACCUAGCAAUAAGAAUGUUGUGCAGUGUAGGGUGGUGUUGCUGGACGGCACGGAUUUGCCGAUAGAACUAUCAAAAAAAGCAUUGGCUAGUGACUUAUAUGAGCAAGUAUUUUAUAGUCUAGAUUUAAUAGAAAAGGAUUAUUUUGGAUUGCAAUACACAGAUAGCAAUAAUGUUCAACAUUGGUUGGACCCAACAAAACCUAUCAAAAAGCAAGUCAAAAUUGGACCACCAUACACGCUCAGGCUAAAAGUAAAAUUCUAUUCUUCGGAACCAAAUACGUUGCGUGAAGAAUUAACACGGUAUCAAUUCUUUUUGCAAUUGAAACAAGAUGUUCUGGAAGGCAAGCUUCACUGUCCUCAUCAGAUUGCAGUUCAAUUGUCUGCUCUUGCCCUUCAAUCUGAAUUGGGAGACUAUGAUCCUGGUAUGCAUACCGCUGCGACGGUCUCGGAAUUCCGUUUUGUGCCAGGUCAAACAGAACAGCUGGAACUGGAAAUACUGGAAGAGUAUACCAAGUGUUCCGGUCUCAGUCCCGCUCAGGCGGAAUCCGCUUAUCUCAGUAAAGCCAAGUGGCUAGACAUGUACGGGGUUGACAUGCACAUCGUUCUCGGCAAGGACGCCUGCGAGUACUCUUUAGGAUUAACUCCAACCGGGAUCUUGGUUUUCGAAGGCAACCAGAAAAUAGGCUUGUUCUUCUGGCCGAAGAUCGGCCGUUUGGACUUCAAGAAGAAGAAAUUGACCCUGGUGGUGGUCGAGGAAGAUGACGAAGGCCGGGGCGAGCAGGAGCAUACUUUCGUGUUUAGACUAGUGAACGAGAAGGCCUGCAAGCACCUGUGGAAAUGUGCGGUGGAGCAUCACGCCUUCUUCCGUUUGCGCGCGCCGGUCAAGGGCGCCAGCGGCCGUCAGAACUUUUUCCGCAUGGGCUCGCGUUUCCGUUAUAGCGGCAAGACGGAAUUCCAGACGACGCAGCUAAAUCGAGCGCGCCGGACCGUGCAAUUCGAACGACGACCAAGUCAGAGAUACGCGCGGCGGCAGAGUCACGUGCUUCGCGAGAGACAGCGUCAACAGCAGCAAGUGGAGCAACCGCAGCCAUCUCCGCCGCCAGCGGAAGAAGAAUCUUUGCAACGUCAGCCGAGUCGAUCCAGUACAAAGUCUUCAGAUUCCUCGAGCGUUCAGGGCACCUCCUCGUCGCCUCUGGUGGACUCCCUCUUGAAGUCUCUCGCCAAAGAUCAACAGCCUCUGGAAGCCAGGAACCAGACGACAGUCAUUAAUAGUGAGAAAGAAUCAGAGCCUAUGAAGACCAGCUUGACGGUCGAGACUAUCGCCAGUCAAGUGCAGCUAGUGCCUAAUAAUCAAGUAGGAGGCACGUCGUCGUUGCCUCCUCGAACGCCGAUUCCACCGGAAUCUCUAAAGUGCAAUAUACUAAAAGCGACUCUUGAGCAGGGUAAAAAUUCCAAUUUGGUUUCCAUCACGUCUAACGACGGACCUGGAGUGAUCGGAAAGAAGAAUCAGCAUUCCGACGCGGCGACCAUCGUUUCUGUGGGCGGCGAUAAACUGACUCUAUCCGUGAGCGGAGCGACGACAGCGGUGAAUCCUACGGACGAUGCUGUAACUGUAACGCAUUUUUCACUGGACAGCUGGGGUCAGAUCGAACAAAAGACAACACCGUUAAGUCCGAAAGUAUCGAAUCAAUCGCAGAAUCCUUUCAAUCCAUUCACCAACGAUACUAGCAACGACGCGCCUAACACGCCCGAAGCUUCCGAGGAGGAAGCGAAGCCGGAAGAUGAUAAAAAGAAGAAUACUAAUCCGUUUAUAGAUUCGAAUCCGUUCUUGGGUAUACUUAAUCCCUUCAAGGAUCUACAACCAGUCGCGACGGAGAAAAAGGUCGAGGAGAACACGGAAAAUGCCGCGACAACGCGAGUCGUUAAAACCGAAGAGAUACAGACAACUACUACCACGCUCACACACAAGGACGAGAGCCAAGCGGCGUCGGACAUUAGCCCGUGGCUGGUAGCAGACCCGUCGCAGAGCCCAACACCUGAUCAAAUACCAACUAAGCAUACAGUUGUCACGAGAAAGACGGUAAUUACCACACAGUUAUAAAAUAUUUAUUGAAUACAAAGGGAAUAAUGUGUCGAUUUACAAUACGCGGGAAAAUAGCACCAACGUAUAUAUUUAUAACUCUGGUCUUCCUCGGAUUGCCUACAUCUUUUUUUACUCGAGACGCUUACAGAGCGCAUGAUUUCAGUACAUGCCAAUUAAGAUCGGACACGUGAAAGUAUUUGUUAAAAAAAUACUUCUUAUAAAAGGGUCCUAAAUUACUUAAGUAUAAAAGCAGACUACGAUUGGGAAGGCGUCGCUUACACUCAUUGCUACGAAUAUUUGUGUCAGAUAGCGAUGAUCGUUUAUACGCCGAUUAGUUUCACGAGGCAAUUUUUUUUUGUUACAGCACCGUAAAAGUUUCUCUUAAUUGUACGAUGCAUUUAUCUUAAAGUUACGUGUUAAUGAAACAAGUGCCCUUACAGCCUGCCAAUAUAUGUUAUAAGUACAUACGAGAAGUCUAAUCGUUUCAAUCACAUUUUCUACGCUUUUCUGCAAUUUUGCGUUCUCUCUCCCCUCCGCCUGCAACGCGUGGGCGUGCAUACGUUUCGCUUCAAGUGCAGAAAACAAUAGGAUGCAGCUAAAACAAAGGUAUCUAAACAUAGAUCGCGCAGCGCCGUUGACAUUAAAACAACGUGGCGAAAGAAUGUUAAUCUAUUUCGACGAUUUAUAUAUAUAUAUAUAUAUAUAUACAUUUACGCGCGCAAGACAUCCCUGAAUAUUAAAUCUAUGCAUUUAUAAUGUAGCAUUUUUAAACUACUAGCUAUUGUGCCUUCGAAUUUAACAGAGACGAAUAUGCAAUACGAAUAUUAAGGAAAAAGUAUGAAAUCUUAUUUCCUGUGACUGAUUAAAACUAUAAGUAUUACAUUACCGUUACAAUAUCUUAUAAAUUAUAUAAGAUAUAAAUUAUAUCUUAUAAAUUAUAUAAUAAUUGUAAGUAGAUCUGACCAAAAGUUUUGGGAACACUUUAAUCGGCGCGGAAUUAUAGGUUCGAUCUAUGAUCGAUCGGUUUAAUAAUGUAUCUAAAUCUAUUCCCGUUCAAAAUUUGUUGACGAUGUAUUUAUUUAUUAUAAUAAUGACAAUAAAAUGAUUAAUAUGUGUCACCGCCAGUCUUAGAUAAAGCACAAUUUGUGCUGGAAUAAUGCAGCUAUAACGAUAUUUCGUAUUUAAUAUUCCAUGCCUGCAAAAGCGAAAUUAUUGUAUAUAACAGAGUAUAUAAUUCUCCUGAGAUACCUUUUUUAUAAUUUGUUCCUCAUAUAUUGUUCUACAUGCCAUAAUUUUGAUACUUAAUUUCUCUGAUUGAGAAAAUAGAUAUAUCACUAUGUUAUGUCGUUCUUAGUUAUAUAUACAGGAUGUCCCAGUUUCGGUUCACAUAUGAUUGUGGCAUUCCAUUGUCCUGCGUAACAACGACAUAGCUGCCGCUUCAAAGUGAUAUGACAUUUUUACAUUAGUACUUAAUGCAAGCGAUGCAUUUAAUUACAAGCGGGACCAUCAAUGUACUUAAUUAGCGAAUGUUCGUAAUAAAGUAGAGAGGAAGCAGAUGUCCUCUUUUAACUGUUCAAUUUUAUGUUGCAAUUUUAUGUUGGGUUUCCGUAAAUCUACAUAUAUUGUAUUUAAUAAUGUAAUAGCAUUCAGCAUUAUUGCAACAUAUUUGAUUGAAUAUUUUUAUUGUAUUUAAUGUCAAGAAAAAAUGAGCGACAUAUCUAUAUAUACUAUAAUUUCAAAGCUAAUAUAUCUACAUUUAUAUAUAAAUAUAUAUUUACAAUAUUGUAAUGAAUCGAUACCCUGAUAUAUUCCGUCCUAAAGUGUCCUAUACACUCAAUGUUAUGUAAUUAUGAUUUUUGCUUUUUAAUAAAAGAAACAUAUUAUUAAUUAACGCUUAUUGUAUUUAUCCCGCGAUUCAUAUAUCAUAAAAUCCUCGCUAAAGAAAAAAUAUCACACAUAUCUGAAGAUUACCAAGGAGUAUUUUUAUAAAUCACAAGAUUUAGUAAAUAAAUCUUACGUUUUAAUAAUAAAUUUAUUCGAAAAUUUUUUCACACAUAAAAAAAUAAUUAGUAAUUAUAUUUUGAUUUUUGAAAACACUAAUAGGGAGCAUUUCUUUACGUUAUAAAGUUUAAUUUAGUAAAUAAAUAAAUUGAACUAUAAAUUUGCUAAAACGCAUAAAUGCCCGUACUGUGUAAUGAUAGCGUUUAACAAAAGUCUUAAUAAGAUAAAAAGUGAUAUAAGUAAACUGCCGUUUAUAAAUUGUUUUGAGACAUUCUACACAUAUUUAUUCAAUAGAUUUAGAAUUCUAUCGAUUAUACUAAAUAUAUAGUUUAAUCAACAAUCGCGUAUUCUCUCACACAACUGGUCAUACAGAUUAUCUUUUCUUCAAAAUACUCUCUUCAGUAUUUGUCUCUAAAUAAUUUUUUUCAAAUCGUCUAUUUGCACUGACAUUAUGAAUUGACGUAAAUUGGAUUAUUGAGUUCAGGAUACUGCGAUAUAUAAACUAUACGUCUUGAGAGAGAUUCCUCCCGUUUUAGCACAUUUCGGUACUGGUUCGGUAGUAAAAAGAAAAAUAUUGACAAACAUUUGCAUUCGUAAAUGCGUUAAUAUUUACAUGGAAUGUCACUUCGACGUCAUUAUGUCUCAAGACGUCUCGUCUCGCUAAUUAAAGAUUAUUGCACGAUUUGCGCGACAAGGCAUUUGUUCUCCGUCAAUUCACUGAGCAGAUGAACACGUUUAACGCUUGUUAUCUUA
Messenger RNA from Linepithema humile (Argentine ant), 5210 nucleotides. It is a transcript of the gene yrt, whose product is annotated as erythrocyte membrane protein band 4.1-like yurt. Gene Ontology annotation, molecular function: cytoskeletal protein binding. Gene Ontology annotation, cellular component: cytoskeleton. The record is from RefSeq and is a predicted model, not a curated record. Lineage: Eukaryota; Metazoa; Arthropoda; Insecta; Hymenoptera; Formicidae.